ACUAUUUUAGAAGGACACACCUUACAACAUAUAACUUUUAGAAAAGACACAACUCUCUACACAUAUUUUUCAAAAGACACAACCUUUCAACAUAAUUGAAGUUCACAACCUUAUGAAUUAAUUGGAAAAUACACAACCUUACAACAUAGAACUUUUAGAAAAGACACAACCCUUUACACUACUUUUUCAAAAGACACAACCUUUCAACAUAAGUGGAUUCACAACCUUAGAAAUUAAUUGGAAAAGAUACAACCUUCCAACAUAGAACUUUUAGAAAAGACACAACCCUUUACACUUCUUUUUCAAAAGACACAACCUUUCAACAUAAGUGGACUCACAACCUUUGGAAUUAAUUGGGAUUGCUAUUAUUAGUAGAUUAAAUCAAUUAGUUCACAUAAUUUAGAAACAUCCAUUCAGUGUAUAUAAAUAUAUUAAUUAUCUUUUGUUGUCUUUCCUAUCUGUUAGCUUUUGUGGAUACGAAAUUAUUAUUUAGAAUGAUUCCAAAACUUGAGCAUGAUUGGAUGUUUCACAGUUCGUAACUUAUCUUUCGUACACGUUACACACUUGUAUAGUUGUAUAAAUAUGUACUCGUAUGCAUCUACUGCGAUUCAUUUCCACACCAAGCUAGACAAUUCUCCCUCUCUUAACUCUUUGGUUAAAAAAAAGUUCUCCCUACCUAACUCACUCACUAAAAACCCGGCAUGCCGGCCCAAGUGAUCCCUGACCAGACCUUUCAAUUCAUCCACGACACCAUCAUGGAGGAGACUAAUUCAACUUUAUUUCAUAAAAGGUUGGAAGGAAAAGUAGCCAUCAUAACCGGAGGCGCACAUGGAAUCGGCAAAGCCACCGUCCAGCUAUUCACGAGACACGGUGCCACGGUGGUGAUCGCUGACGUGGACGCCACCGCCGGCUCUUUCCUAGCUAAAUCUCUCUCAUCAUCCCAAGUCGCCUUUAUAAGCUGUGAUGUCUCGGUAGAAGCUGACGUGGAAAACUUAGUGAACGUUACCGUGGCACGGUUCGGUCGGCUCGACAUUCUAUUCAACAACGCAGGAGUUCUCGGUGACCAGAAGAAACACAAAAGCAUACUAGACUUCAACACUGAAGAGUUCGACCAAGUGAUGCGUGUGAACGUGCGAGGCGUAGGUCUCGGCAUGAAACACGCGGCAAGUGCCAUGAUCAAGAGAGGGUUUAAAGGUUGCAUAAUCUCGAUGGCGAGUGUGGCCGGUGUGAUGGGUGGAAUGGGGCCACACGCUUACACGGCGUCGAAACAUGCGAUCGUUGGACUGACCAAGAACGCAGCUUGUGAGCUAGGUAAGUAUGGGAUUAGGGUUAACUGCAUAUCGCCGUUUGGAGUUGCCACGUCGAUGCUGGUGAACGCGUGGCGGAAGGGUGACGUGGGAGAUGGUGAUGAGGUGGAGGAGAUGGAGGAGUUUGUGAGGAGUUUGGCUAAUUUACAAGGAGAGACGUUGAGAGCCACGGAUAUAGCUGAAGCGGCGUUAUAUUUAGCGAGUGAUGAGUCAAAGUAUGUUAAUGGACAUAACCUUGUCGUUGACGGUGGUGUUACGACUGCGAGAAACUGUGUUGGUUUGUGAUGAUCUUUUUCCUUUUUUUUUCUAAUUGAUCUGCUAAUUGACUGAAUUUGGUAAAUCUUUUUCUGUGUUGCUGGAAAUUUCUGGUUAUUCAAUAAAACAGUGAUUUUUAAUUUGUACAUUUUUGCUUUCUGUCGGCAGUCAAUUGAUCAGUGACUUUAGAACACCUCUAUCACAAAGGUUGAUUUUAUUUUUUGAGUAUUAGACUAAAACAAAAAUAAUUGUAUAUAAAUAGACAGUGUUGAAAAAAAAUCCACUAACUAUAUAUGAAAAAAUCAAGAGAAUUAAAAAGCAAACGAGACGAGAAUCGAUUUUUUGAGCUUGUUGUGGAAUAACUUAUAAUUAUAAAACUCAUAUUUAUACUAGUUAAAAACCUGAUUUCUUUUUUGCUUUUUAGAAAUUUAUUUGUCUACUCAUAAUCUAAAAAUAUAUUGUAUUCCCUCUCAUAUGUCAAUUUUAAAGGAUAGUAUCCACUAUAUUUGUUGUACACAGAAAAUUAAGUCAUUUGAAAAAAACAAACAAAUAUUAUUUUAACUUUUGAAAUAUCCAUUUAUCAAAUACUAUUAUUUCUUUUAUUAUUGUCUGAAUGCUUUAGUAUUUUCACACAUACUAAAAAAAUACAUUAAUUAUGUAUCGUUUUUUGAAAUUAUCAAAUUUCAAUGUUUUUAAAUUAAUAAUCUUUCAAUAAAUUUAAUUAAUUUUAUUAAAAUUUGCAAAUUUUGUAUAAAAACAUAAAAAAAAUCUAUAUUUGUGAAACAAAAUUUUUUCUAAAACUUUUAUUUUAGUGAAACGGAGGAAAUAUAAGUUACAUCUGUCAAGCAUAUCGAUAUAUGCUCAAUUAACUGGCGCUUUAGGGCAUCUCCAACUCCACUCCAUAUUUUACUCCAAAAUUGAGAAAAUGGAGUGUGAAAUGGAGUAAUGAACAAAAAAUAAAAGGAUUACUCCAUUUAUAGAGUAAUCUUUUUAUUUUUUGUUCAUCACUCCAUUUCCCACUCUAUUUUCUCAAUUUUGGAGUAAAAUAUGGAGUGGGGUUGGAGAUGCUCUUAUAACGUCGCAAACAUAAAUUAAUUUCUUUAGCAAAUCAAGAAAUAAAACUAAGUCGUUGUCUAAACAAGUAUACAGUUAACUAGCUUUAAACUAUUUAAGCCAUGAAAUGACAGUUGUUCUUAAUGUUGACUUAAUUUAUGUGUAAUGCAAGAUUGUUUCUUUGGCCAUAAUUAAGACAGUUCUUAGUUCUUUUUAGAUUUGAACUAAAAAAAUUAAGAACCGUUUCUUAAAUAAGAAAUAUAAAAGUUGUCUUUUAGUUAAAAAGUAUAUAAAAAACAAAAAACAAAAAAUAUAUCAUAUAAUGAGUUAAGAACCCCGGUUAAAAGACCGGGGUUAAUCAUACCUUUAGUGAAUAACUACGAUAAAGACCCUUCACAGACUUAACAUUAAAUAAUUGCAGGUUUACUUAUCAAAAGAAUUUUCAAAGGACUUUAUUUUUUCUUCUAUAACCUUACACUUAAAUAGAGUAAUUUUAUUAUAGAGUAAUUUUUGUUUCAAUGGUAUUUACUCUAUAAUAUAGUAACUCUAGUAUAUAAUUGAAUAUAGAAGAAUGCCAUAUUUGAUUCUAUAUUUAGAAUAAAAAAUUGACAUUCUUUUAUAUUUUACUCUAUAAUAAAAUAAUUUUAUUAUAAGUAACACAAUUAGAACAAAAAUUAUUUAUUUUUGUAUAAUUUAUAGAAGAAAAAAUAGAGUAUCAUUGGAGAUAAUUUUAAUCGACAUUUUUUAAAAGAAACCAAGAAGAGACCGAUAGGAACAAUUCUUUAGAAAUGAUAUAAUAGUAAUUAAAGGCAUAAUUAGAAGGAUGGAAUCCGAAUCUCUUGGACCAACUCAGAAUUUUAUACUUGUUAUGUCAUAUUGAGGAUCACCAAUAACGAAUUAUACUUUAUUUUACGCAAAGUUGUUUUUAAUGGAACUUAGCUUUAUAUAGUCGGAGCUAAAGGUUCGAUCUUAGAAAUAUAAAUAAAUGAAUGCAAGGGUGUAUAGGGUUGUAACACAUAAGAGAUCAACGAAAAUAUUAAAAUCAAAUGCGGUUAUUGCGGUAUUGUGAAUCGUUAUCAGAUUGAAAAAUUAUAUACAAAGUUCACGAAGUAAAGAUUGGUUCCCAAUGGUCAAACACACAGCUACACACUUAAAGAGCCAUCAUUAAUUCUUGAAAACAACGACUCGCAUUCUUCGAUAGCAGACUAUAUUUGACUAUAUGGUCUAUUAUUCACUUUUCAAAAAGUUCUAUUUUGUUCCGGACGAUAAUGAAAAUCAUGAGAAAUCAAAUGCCGCAUUAUAUAUUAAACCGAAAUUUGGUAUGUCCGAUUCUUUUCGGCGAAGAUAUAUUCUGUUCCAAUGCUUUUAAGGCUUUUCUAAGGUGAAUUACUUGAAUAAAUAUUAAAAAACUAGUAAGGUGUUCGAUCGUGGAAACUUCCUUACCAAAGAGUUGAGAUCAUGUAAUAUAUAAAACCGUUGUAAAAAUAAGUCUUAAGUUUUCAUGGAGCAUCACAUAUUCUUCCUGUUAGGAAUAUAUUUAUUUAUUUAUAGGAUUUGAAUUGUUCUCUUAUUUCUUGGAAGUGUAAAGACGGUGAUGAGUUUACCAGUUUAGGUAUAAAGCAUGUUAUGAUAUAAUGAGAUCUCAUCGUUUUUUAUUCAUGCAUUCUAUAUUUAGUUUUAUCCACUUUAUUAGUUUCUUUUUCUUUUCUGUUUAACCAAACGACCUUUUACACAGUUAUAAAUUAAAAAAAAAAAGUUGAUGAAAAAAUCACAUAUCAUGAAAGAGAAAUUGGCUUUAUUUUAGAAGAAAAAAUUUGAUGAAAAAUUUUUUUUUUUUGAUGAAAACCCAAGAGUUAUGUCUAACCAAACGACCUUUUACACAGUUAUAAAUUAAAAAAAAAUCAUUGUGGAAUCGUUGUGGAAUCGUUUUCUAAAAUAAAGCCAAUUUCUCUUUCAUGAUAUGUGAUUUUUUUUUGUUUUAAUUUCAGAUGAUUCAGAUUGUUAAAAUAUACAAUCAGUUUGUUAUUUUUCUUCUUUUGCAAAAAGAAUAAUUUGUGUUAACUUUUACAGUUAAAAAAAACGAUUGUUUCAAUGGUUAAUGUUAAUGGUUUAAUAGGAAAAAGAAGUGAAAAUAGACACUAAAAGU
Molecule: messenger RNA, 4761 nt
Organism: Brassica rapa (field mustard)
Lineage: Eukaryota; Viridiplantae; Streptophyta; Magnoliopsida; Brassicales; Brassicaceae
Product: short-chain dehydrogenase reductase 2a
Molecular function (GO): oxidoreductase activity, acting on the CH-OH group of donors, NAD or NADP as acceptor
Source: RefSeq, a predicted model, not a curated record